AUGGCAGCUCUUGCAGCAACAGCUGAGCGCUUUGAAUUCCGAGUAAAGUUUUUAUUUGUUUUAAUAUUUUUCCUUUAUGUAGGAUUAUUUUUUAAUUUUUAUUAUACUUUCCAUAUCUCUAAUCUCUGUAGUCAGAGGCAAGGGUCUAGUUCUUUCUUUAGCGCUGACCAACUGUACAUCCAGACUAGCGAUCCGCAGAUAGAACCAACGCCAACAGAUAUAUUUGUUGGUGAAGUAGACGACGAACGUGGACGAGCAAAUGAAAUUGCUCAGAACAGCAGGAAAGGCUCCCAAGAGAGUCAUAGUUUUAAGGAUAUCAAACACUAUAUAUCACGAUAUUUAAGAAAGAAACGACCCGAAGACACCAAAGAUGUAACAAUGAAGGGCAGGAUAAAAAAACAGUGGAAUAAUUUCUCGUUGAAAACGAGUCUUCAUUCUUCUCAAGCAUCGAGUAUCCGGGUGAAGCGACAUGCCAAGCCGCGCAGGCAGAGACACCGGAGACGACACUUGCGAUAUAACGAUGCACCGAGUGUGGAGUUCUUUCCAAUGCUCCAAUCUACUACUGCUACUGGACAUUAUGUUUGGCUAACACCACAUUCCAGAAUAGCAUUUCCUAUUCUUGAAGACUUUUGCCUGUCUGCAAGAAAAUUCUGUGUUUUAAAUUUUCCAAGACCCACUACAUAUUCAGGAAAAAGGGGACUUUCUGAAAAACAAAGACUACAAAAGCCUCAGGACGUAUAUGGAAUUACAGCAUCAAAUACACCAAAAGCUCUUCCGGAUCUUCAAGGAAAGAAAGGAGAAUCUGGAACGCCCGUACCACCUAAAAUUGUGGAUAUCGAGAAUACAUCCAUCUUAGAAGUCCAUGAGGGAGAUAAUGUGUACCUCCAGUGUUUAGCCUCUGGAAAUCCUGUUCCGAAACUUAUCUGGAAAAGAGAAGACUCCGAGUUUAUAGUGUUAGGAAAUAUUAAAUUGAAGAUGGUUGAAGGAGACCAUCUGAAUAUCAUCAGGGCAACUCGUUAUGACAUGGGGUCUUACCUGUGUGUAGCAUCGAACGGUGUGGCCCCUCCCGAUUCCAAAAAAAUACAGUUGGAAAUUACAUUCUCCCCUGUGGUCAAAAUAAUGAAUCCUAUGGUCGGAGUGCGAAUACGAAAUUUCGCAGUUUUUGAGUGUUAUGUUGAAGCUUUUCCUCGGCCGAUGAAUUACUGGCUUUACGGUGGUACCAAAUUCUUAGACCCAAGUUGGAAGUACAAUAUCACAGAAGUCAUCAAUCACUUUAGUUACAAGAUGAUACUAAAUAUUACGUAUGCCGAGCGUCAAGACUUGGGAAUCUACAAGUGUGUCAGCAGAAAUCUCAAAGGACUAGCCCAUGGAAUGCUAACAUUGUAUGAAAUUGAUCAUGUUACAGAAGAACCGAAAGGAAAACACACAUUGAACAAGAAAGCAGAAAACUUGUCCACGGUAAAUGUGACUAGUAAUGACAGUCGCUUCAAUGAUUCUUACUGGUGGGUUCUACAGCCAAGAGUUAAAGAUUGCUUGUUGUACAAGGUUGGAAAACCAGUUUUUCAACGAUUUUCUAAUUCUACGUGGGGCUGCUGGAUGAAAGAUGCUGCACCAUCAAAUGUUGAACAAGCAAAUAAAUACUGGUUAACGUUACAGAAUAAAAAGAACACUUUGUAUGAGUUCACAAACAAAGAUUUUUUCCGCAACAACAGCUACACAAAAUCGUACACACUUCCUUAUGCACUCACAGGUAAUAAUCACGUAGUUUUUAACGGUUCUUUUUACUACAACCGAGAGGGAACAAACAGCUUAGUCAGGUUUAAUUUAUUAACAGCGACCAACUCAACAGUUCAAAUCCCUCACGCUGCUUACAAGGAUGGUCAUUACCUCUAUUCUUCACAGCACAGUUACAUGGAUCUAGCUGCUGAUGAAAAUGGAAUGUGGAUCAUUUUUGCAGGAAAUAAUACCAAAAAUACUCUAGUUCUUAAGUACCAUCCAUACACGCUUCAGACAGAAAAAAUGUGGAACCUUACUCUAGACCAUCGUGGGAUUGGCGAGACCUUUAUUGCAUGUGGCGUUCUAUAUGCUAUCAGUAGUGUUACCGCUCUCAAAACACGAAUUUCCUAUGCCUACGACUUGUACUGCAACAAAACCCUCGACAUAAAUUUGGACUUUAUCAACCCUUUCGGAAGAACCACAAUGGUCAGCUACAACGCCAAGGAAGAAGUAAUCUAUACAUGGGAUAGAGGAAACCAGCUACUCUAUCCAGUGAGAUUCGCUACCACGAACAUGGCCAAAUCUGAUCUCAAAAGAAACAAAAAAUAUUCAAGAACCUAAGUUAUUAUAAUUACGUUAUCUAAAAAACACGUUAAUAAAAUGGACAUUGAAUGAAAACACUUUUAAAAAUUAAACUGACAAUAUUAAAAUAGUUCAGGGAUAUUUCAUCUUUUUUCAUUACAGUUUAUGGUUUUAUACAGUUAUUGAAGUUAUUCCUUUAAUAUGAAUUGAUUUAAUGAAAUAAUUUCUACGAAUAUCAAUUGAAGCAUGAUCAAGUCUAACAGCAAAUUCCGUAGUUUAUGAUAUUGUUCCUUCACAUGUAGAUAUUAUAAAGCAAGCUGGAUUAUAUUUCAAGGAAAGAAUAGCUGUAAUGAAAAUUUGAAUGUCUUUAAUUCUGUAAAUCUCGUGCCUUUAAAGUACCUAAACAUUAUAACUGAAGAAACAGAUCUAAAAUACAAAACUCUAGAUAUACAAUAUUAUUGAAUUAUCAUAUCAAAAUAAACUGAUAAUGGUAACCUGUAGCAUCACAAAUGUUCUCGAUAUGUUGCUCACCAAUCAGGUUUGUAGUUGGUGAGUAAUGCAUAAAACGUUUGUGAUGUUACAGCUCAACACUUUGCGUGUAGUUUCAUGUGAAGUGCAUUUAGUAACUUUUAUAAAACGAUUACUCUUUUCUUAUUUUACGGUUUAACUUAUCUUAUUGCCAUCCUUUUAAUUAUUAAAGUGUAGUAUGCAUUUUUUGGUACAGAUGUAUUUUUUUUUUACUAAAAUGUUGACACAGAGCUAGAAAAUGUUGACUGAUUUUCAACAUAACAACAACAA
Messenger RNA from Limulus polyphemus (Atlantic horseshoe crab), 3096 nucleotides. RefSeq lists its product as uncharacterized. Gene Ontology annotation, biological process: signal transduction. The transcript is spliced from 10 exons. The coding region runs from base 1 to 2337 and encodes 778 amino acids. The record is from RefSeq and is a predicted model, not a curated record. NCBI's taxonomy places the organism in Eukaryota, Metazoa, Arthropoda, Merostomata, Xiphosura, Limulidae.